This is a messenger RNA of Cannabis sativa, 1258 nucleotides long. RefSeq names its product reticulon-like protein B11. Bases 227 to 850 code for a protein of 207 amino acids. Lineage: Eukaryota; Viridiplantae; Streptophyta; Magnoliopsida; Rosales; Cannabaceae. The record is from RefSeq and is a predicted model, not a curated record. The transcript has 6 exons.
AAAAAGAAAAAAAAUAAUAAAAAUAAACUUACGUCCAACAAAGUAUACCUUUCCAAUUGUUAAGCAAAAAAUUCCAAUUCGAAACAUUUGACAAAUCUGAAAAUGUUAUCAUUUAUUUGUUGAGAUUUUGAAACUAAAGUACGAAUUUUGAACAAUAUAAUUUCUCUGCCAAAUUGUGAUCUGCCCUCUGUUUCUCACUUUUCCCAUUCUGAAAACCCUAGUCGCCAUGGCAGAUUCUAUGCCUCCUCGUCGCAUUUCCGUUCACCAAGCUCUCGGCGGUGGAUAUGUUUCUGAUGUGCUGCUAUGGAAGAAAUGGAGCGUAGGAGUUGCAGUACUACUUUCAUCAACGGCGUUAUGGUUCCUAUUUGAACGAGCAGGCUACAACCCGUUAUCUUUUGUGGCCAAUGUUCUAUUGUUACUUGUCGUCAUUCUCUUCUUCUGGGCAAAAUCUGCAUCUCUUCUUAACAGACCUUUGCCUCCUCUUCCUGAUUUAGAAAUUUCUGAAAACUCUGUCGUGAUUGCCGCCGAUGUACUGCGGGUAUGGGUUAAUCAAGCAUUAUUAAUUGCACGAGACAUUGCAAUUGGUAGAAAUUUGAAAUUGUUCUUCCAGGUUGCUUUAGUUUUAUGGGUGGCAUCUUAUAUUGGAAGUUUCUUCAAUUUUCUCACUCUUGCCUAUGUUGGGGUUCUUCUUAGUUUUUCAGUUCCAGUGUUGUAUGAUAAGUAUCAGCACCAUAUUGAUGAUAAACUUUGCGUAACACAUAAGAUGAUUCAGACACAGUACAGAAAAAUUGAUGAAAACGUUCUAAAGAAGAUUCCUAUGUCACUUAAUAAGGAAAAGAAGGUGCAGUAGGACAGGCAAAGUAAUAUUAGGACCUUAUAGAUGGGUGUUCCACAUAUAUGAGGCUUUUUGUGGUUCCUUUUUACUCUCUGGUGCAAUUCCACCCCUAUUAAAGAGUAAGGGAGAAUGGUGAUUUACAAGAGUUGACUACAGUAUUAACGUUUCCAAUUUCUUUUUUCUUUCCUUUGGGUUCUUUUGGACUCGUUUUAUGGGGUAGUUUUUUGGUAUAUACAGUCUAGCCCUUGACUUCGAGGUUAUUCUUUUCAUGUUCAUCUCGAUCUUUGAGAAUGGGGCAGAAUUUACUACUUACUAGUGCCUUGGUAUGUGUUUUUCUUUGUAGUUUUAAUUGCACUGGAUUUGUUAAACAAAUAUGCUGAUCUUGCACAAAAAUAUAUGUAGUAAAAUGAUUGAAAUGUCUCA